This is a messenger RNA of Zootoca vivipara (common lizard), 12541 nucleotides long. Lineage: Eukaryota; Metazoa; Chordata; Lepidosauria; Squamata; Lacertidae. The record is from RefSeq and is a predicted model, not a curated record.
GGGUUGGGAAGGAAAACAGUGAGGGACAGAGGAAGAAGUUGGAUGGGGAUGGGACAUGAGGAACAAAAGAAAGGGGAAAGCAAAUAAAACGAGUGUGGGGAAAAAACACCAGAAGGGUUUUGAAACAGAGGCUCCAAUUACCGUAUAGGAUGGGCCCUGGGCAGGGAUUUAAAGGGGGAGUUUAAGUGGGUCAGCAGCUUGACCUGACCACUGAUGUUGGGACACAGCUGGGGACCCAAGUUUGAGAAACACUGGUUGAGAGCAUAGAAAAAACUUCUCUAACCUGACGCUAACUAGAUGUUGUGGACUACAACCACCACCAGCCCCAGCUUCAUACGGCUGGGCUGGUGGGAACUGUAGUCCAAAACAUCUAGAGAAUGCUGAGUUCAGGAAGGCUGACAUGGAAAGUAUUGGGAAAGAGGUGAUUGUGGGCGUGUACUCAACAAAUCUUUGUGGGGAGGGCUAGUAAUAAUAGAAUUGUAGAGCUGGAAGGGACCUUGAGGAUCAUCUAGUCCAGCCCACUGCGGUGCAGGAAUAUGAAGGGGUGUUUUUUUUUUAAAUAUAACUCUGGCUUCAACAGAUUUAGUGACUAAUUAAAGCUAAUUCCCAGUUGUAAAUGUGUACUUCUUGAGCUGGUGUGCAUGAAGUGAUUCUCUGUUAUUUCAGCCUGAACAAAUUGGUUUUAUUUUAUUAACUUGUGUUCAAUAAAUAUACUGUAUCAAUAAAAUCCUUGUUUACUUUGUUUUACACUUCUCGUGACUCUUAUAUGAGAGAGAUUGAGAUUGAAUUGUGGGGAGGGUAUUGGUUUGAGGAAACUGUUGAAUAGGCAUACGUGUCAGGGGUAGUAGUUGUUGGAAGCUUGCCUUUUGUGAGCUGAUGAGAGGAACACUUUCUGGUACUGGGAGAUGGGUCUGAAGUAGAGAGUGGGAGACUCUCAGGGUGGGAAAUGGGUGGGGUUUUACGGAACAAAAGUUAGGAAGAAGUCUUUGGCUAGGAAUGGCUUGCCAUGAAGCUUAGGGUGAUGCAAUGAAAUAAGGGUGGAACAGGAAGAUGCCAAGUUGCACAGGAACAUGGCACUGAGAUGGGAACAUAGUUAUGCCAGAACACUUAGAUGUAUCACAGUCUGGUUGUGAAUACACGGCACUUGGGCUUUCCUGUAUUUGUGAAAGGACAUGAAGUCCUAUGAGGCGUGUGUAAAAACUGAAGCAGCCUUUGUGAUGACGUUUCUGCUGCUUUGUGAGAUCUCAUAGAAGCAUCAGUAGCUUUUCCACCUUGGCCACUGUGUUUGGCUUAGCAUAGAAGUACUGUAUCAAAGUCCCUCUUUUGUCACUCCAAAAUGUUGAAAAAGCUCUGAGCUGUUGACGUGCCAGAUAUUGUAAUCCUAACUGUUUUUCCUUUGAGCGAGUGUUCUGCUGUAGUCAAUUUUUCUUUUGAAUACCCUGAAAAAUAGCAUUAUGUGGAAGUGGGCAGGCAGAUGUGCCUGCAUGCGUCUUUUGUAAGAACUCUGUGAUUAGAUAACACUGCCAGUGCCAACCAAUACCCAGUAAGAUACAGUUCCUCCGCGGCAGUUAUGUAAUAAGUGCUGAGAUGAAGGUGCACCUUGCAGAGAGCUACAGGCUGCUUGAGGUUUUGUGUUCAUGUAAUAUUCCUUGGGAGGGUGAGUCAUUAUAUCAUCAAGCUUCACCUGUUUUGCUGUACAGCACUAAGGUUGUCCAACUGAGCACCUCCUGGUGGUGACUGAAUAUGUAGUAAAAAGUUUGUCACAUGCACAUGCAAUGAGCUACCAGUUCUGUUAAAUAGUUUUCCUGUUUAGCAGACAUAACUAGUAUGCAUUUGCAUGUAAAAUUAAAUUAGCAAUAUUCUUUGCAAAAGUAAAAUUCAGAGCACAGAGGUCUACAGAGGAGAAGCACAGAAGUCAGAUGGAGUAGUGAGGUCUAACAAGUGCCGCUUUAUGUGGCGUGCUCCUGAGACAGACAAAAUGUGCCACCAAAAGGGAACAGCUGAAGUAGAGCUUAACUCUUGAUGGAGGGGAGCAGGCUCCAGAGAGCAAAGCGCAGCGGCUGGAUUACUGGGAGAACAUCCGAGUGCCAGGCAUCCCAGCAGGUCAAGGUCCCCUUUGCAGAAACGAUUAUAACCAGCAGCCACUAACCCCAGAUUUAAACGUCAGCUGUGUUCCGAAAGAAGGACGGCAAACGUCCUGGCUUGAAAACACCUUUGGUAGCUUCACAGGUUCCUGCAGGCUAUGGUUCCUUCCAAGAAGUUGACCCAGUUGGAGUUGCUUGAUUCUCUCAGUACUGUUUGAAAGUUAGGCUGGAGGCAGGGAACCGGAAGGGACUUCAUCCAGAUGAGACAGCCCAGUGAGUGAAACUCCGAAUGGCAUCCGCAUAUGCCAUCCAAAACAAGUACCAUAUGAACGCCAGAAGCUGGGCACGGAGGACAGAAUAUCCAUUGACAAAGCUAGAAAGCUGGUAGCAAAAGCCAAACCUGCUCUGCUUUCACCACUACAGACUUCAGACUUCAUUUAGGACAGCUAGUGUUGAACCAGUCAAAUAGCUCUGCUUUUUUCAGCAUCAGAGAAACAGGCGGGACUUUGGGUGGGUGGGAUUAUAUAUAUUCCUGCUGACUUCAGAGGUCUGUAGUUCGAGCUGGUAGAGUGAAAACCCCUCCCUCGCCUCCCCCCACUUCAGCAGCGGGUGUACAGUAGGGGAAAGGCUAUUGGGAAGGUUGGGUGUGGCGCAGCAAUGACUGCUGCUGGGUGCGAGUUCUUGGGCGGGGCCUCCGAUCUUGGAGUGUUGGUCCACGUGCAGGCUGUGAUUUCCCAGCAUCUCUCACUUCCCCAGCUGACGUUGUGCCCCAGUUUUGCUGGGUUGUUCUGGGACACGUAUGUCUCAAACUGUACAUUUGGGCGGGGCACUCAUGUAGAAACAGGCUGUCUGCUGCUAGGCACACGGGCUUGGGAGAGGCUGGGUGCAUCCAGCAGGGGGCGGCAUAUUCCCAAAACUGGAGAAACCAGAAGCACAACAAAUUGGGUGGAUGGUUCUGUUUUGGAGUCUUAACUGUUGGAAGUCCAGUGGUGUAAAAAAAAGAGGAGGGCUGAUCAUAAGACUGGUUGCUCCUGCAAUGUAACAUAAUAGAUUGUGUGCAGUUGAGUUUUCCUUAGAUUAGACCCAGCAAAAUAAAUGGAUCUAAGUUAGUCAUGUCAUAUACGUAUGAGGAUGACUAAUGUUAGAUACAACCCAGUGCUUUUAUCCUUUAAUUGUUUCUCGGAAUUUGUUUCUCCAGUUGUUAUUGGACUACAGCUGCCAUAAUCCGUGACUGCUGGUCCUGCUAGUUAGGGAUGAUGGGAGUUGCAGUCCAACAAAAGACCAGUUUGAGAAAUAUCCAGAAUUUAAUGUGGCAUUUGAAUUGGUUGCCCCACGGAGUGAAGUUCCUCCGUCUGCUGCUCAGUGAUGCGUGUAGAUACAGAUACCCCUUUGGAAAUUGGAGUGGGUGAAGAGAUGAUACUCUGUUUUCCCCAAAUCUAUCCAGACAGGGUGCAAUUAAUUCUGGGGUGCCCAUCUGUGCAGGCAAAGCCCUUGGCUUCUGUGACUCAUAGGAAAUGUUUUGCUCCUUGCACCGUCACUGCUUUCAUUAUAUCGCUCCUCUUUGUUUGGAGAUGAAAUUAACAUGUUGCUGCGGGCAGCAGAAGGGAGGAGCUGUCAGUUUCUUGAACUUGUGGAGUGAGCCAAAAGAACACAAUGUUCCCUUUUUGCCUUUUAUAGGCUGCUGCCUCUACUCUGGAAAUUUGCUGUGUGGAAAUAACCCUCGGCUAUGCGGCAAUGGGGAGGAGCUUCUGUGAGAUGGCUCCUCCCCCUUGCAGCAGCUGCUCUUUCCAGCUGCCUUGUGAGCUUGGCUGGGGAGUGUUACAUAAAAGCUUUGAAUGAGAGAGGAGCGACAUGAUGGCCGACCAUCAGGCUGGAUCAGAUGACGUGGUUAUGGAAAGAAUUUGGCCCACACUUGCUGGAAGGGAGUUCCGCUUGCUCUUAUUACAGCUGACAGCCUGCCAGGCUGAGGCGGCAAAGGACAGAGACAGAGAGCUUUGAGAGGAAGCAAAGCAGAAUUGCAGCCUUGGAUGUGAGAAGGGGCCAGCCGACCUUCCCUUUGCAGUAGCCCCAGGACCUCUCAGCAUGCUGUGUUUUUAGUUCUGCAAGAUCUGCAAGCUGCAGUUUCUACCUCCCAUCCUUCACUCUUGAGAAGAAGUUUGACUUAAAUACCUGUGCCGUGCUGUCACAGCUCUGACGUGUUCCCCACUCUGCUCUCUGGAGUAGGGUCAGCCGUAAGAUGUGUUGGGUCAGCAGCGGAGUCACCAGGGGCUGGUCAAGGGUGACAGGAGAGCAGUUUUCCCCGUCCCAGGCUUGUGUCGGCUAAUAGCUCCAGAGAAGCAGGACCUUCUAACUUGCACUACUGGUGUCCCCUAAGACUCUCUCAACUCUGAUCAAAUCCAUCCGGCAAGACACAGGACAAAGAGGAAUCCUCUUUGACCAGUGCUUCUCCUUUCUUUUGAAGAAAAACAAAAGCUUUGUUGUUGCCUUAGCAGCUGUGGAAGUCCCAACCUUUUUCUCACCGCUGCCCCCAGUUACCCAAGGAGGCGUCCAUGUCCCAGAAUCAGUAAUGAGUGCUGGCUGUGAGCCAGGGCAGAACCUUUACGAGGGUGGUAGUGGUAGUGGCAGCGGCAGCGGCAGCGGCAGCGGCAGCGGAUGUGGUGGGGCUGGAGCCCCACGGAGAGCCCGAGCCCAGCGUGGGGGUGAAGCCCAGGGCCAGACCAGCGAUGACAUGGAUGUCAACAGCAAUGGCUCCAGUGGCAAUGAGUCGCACGGUGACUCCCACAGCAGCUCCCACAGCAGUGGCAAUGGCAAGGACUCAGCCCUCCUAGAAACCACCGAAAGCAACAAGAGCUCCAACUCCCAAAGCCCAUCUCCUCCCAGCAGCUCUGUGGCCUACAGCCUUCUCAGCGCAAGCUCUGAGCAAGACAACCCAUCAACCAGCGGCUGCAGCAGUGAACAGUCUGCGCGUGUGAAGACUCAGAAGGAGCUCCUGAGGGCCCUGAAGGAGAUGAAGAUCCGGCUGCCCUCUGAGAAGCGCAGCAAGGGGAAGUCAGGGACUCUGGCCACCCUGCAGUAUGCACUGUCGUGUGUGAAACAGGUCCAAGCUAGCCAGGAUUACUACCAGCAGUGGACCCUUGAUGACAACCAGCCCUGCAACCUGGAUAUGUCCACCUACACUAUUGAGGAGCUGGAACGCAUCACCUCAGAAUACAUUCUCAAGAAUCCCGACACGUUCUCGGUGGCCGUCUCUUUCACCACGGGGAAGAUUGUCUACAUCUCAGAUCAGGCAGCCUUCAUCCUGCGCUGCAAGAAGGAUGUCUUCAAGGGGGCCAAGUUUGCAGAGUUCCUGGCGCCGCAAGAUGUCAGCAUCUUCUAUGGGUCCACAGCGCCAUACCACUUGCCCUCCUGGAGCGCCUGCACCUCUGCCACUGCAGCUGCCAUGGAUUACACCAAAGAGAAAUCGGUCUUUUGUCGUAUCAGCGGAGGCUACGAGAGUGGUCGCGGACCGCGCUACUACCCCUUCCGGCUCACGCCUUACUUGACCAAAGUGCAGGACUUGGACAGCGCCGAGGGACAGCCCUGCUGCCUGCUCAUUGCCGAGCGCAUCCAUUCGGGCUACGAAGCUCCCAGAAUCCCUCCUGAUAAGAGAAUCUUCACCACCAGACAUACCCCCAGCUGCUUAUUUCAGGAUGUGGAUGAGCGAGCUGCCCCUCUUCUAGGCUACCUCCCUCAGGACCUCAUUGGGUCCCCUGUCCUCUUCUACCUGCACCCAGAGGACCGGCCUCUUAUGCUGGCGAUACACAAGAAGAUUCUCCAGUACGGCGGCCAGCCCUUUGACCACUCACCCAUCCGCUUCUGCGCCCGUAAUGGGGAGUACGUCACCAUUGACACCAGCUGGUCCAGCUUCGUCAACCCUUGGAAUCGCAAAGUCUCAUUCAUCAUGGGCAGGCAUAAAGUGCGGACGGGCCCCCUCAACGAGGACGUCUUCACAGCCCCCAAAACUCAGAAGGCAAAGCCUGUGGAGCUGGACAUCCAGGAGCUCUCAGAACAGAUCCACCGAAUCCUGCUGCAGCCCGUCCACAGCAAUGGCUCCAUGGGCCUCUGCAGCAUGGGCAGCAACACUUCCCACGAGCAGCUCCUGAGCAUCGCCUCCUCCAGCGACAGCAACGGCAUUCCCAAUGAGGAGGCACAAGCUGUUCGGCCGAUGACAUUCCAGGAGAUCUGCAAGGAUGUGCAUAUGGUGAAGAACCAGGGCCAGCAGGUCUUCAUUGAAUCCCGAGUCAAGCCCCAGCCUGCCAAGCAUUUCCGGCCAGCUCUGAAAGCGCCAGCCAGCUGCAACAGGCAGCCUCUGGAGACCUUGAGGGACUUGGAGAGGAGGCCAGAAAAGGCAGCCACCUCUGAGGAAUCAGUCAGAAAGGAGCCUUCCAACUAUUCAUACCAGCAGAUCAACUGCCUGGAUGGCAUCAUAAGGUAUCUUGAGAGUUGCAACAUUCCAAGCCGUGUGAAGCGAAAAUGCGGCUCUUCCUCUUACACCACAUCCUCGAAUUCUGAUGACGACAAGCAGAAGGCAGGCGAGAAGGUGGCCUCUCUAAGCAAAGAUGCGCCAGAGGAAUUGCCGACCCUGGAGAGCCAGCCAAAGAGCCUAGAGGAGCCUGGGACGGCAGCAGCUGCUGUGGUGGGAGGCCCACUCACUCCACUGGCCUUGCCUAGCAAAGCCGAGAGCGUGGUCUCUGCGACCAGUCAGUGUAGCUUCAGCAGUACCAUCGUCCACGUGGGAGACAAGAAGCCCCCCGAGUCGGAUAUCGUGAUGAUGGAGGAGGCAGCGCCCAGCGCGACCCCCCCUGCCCCUGUGCCCAGCGUCACCCCUGACCGGGAGGCGCAAUACCGCAAAGUGGGGCUGACUAAGGAAGUCCUAUCCAUCCACACCCAGAAGGAGGAGCAGGCCUUCCUCACCCAGUUCAAGGAUCUCAGCCAGCUGCACGUCUUCAACUCACCCUCGGGGCUGAGCUGGCAGGAACUGUGCCAGGCGGGACCCCAUGCCAACGAGCGAGGGCACAAAGGUCCCCGCCAGGCGUCCCGAGGUCCACGCUGCCGCGGUCGGAGCCGGAAGUCAAAAGCCAAGCGCAUCAAGCAGAACAGGCUGGCAGGGAGCACCAUCUCCCCGCAGAGCUCCAUCUCCCCUCCCCAGCUGCCCUGCGCCCCCAGCUCCUCCUCCUGGCCCCCAUCUGGCAACUCGCAAGCCAGCCUUUCCGCCAUGCCAUACCCGGCUGUCAUGCCCACCUACCCCAUCCCUGUCUUCCCCCCGCGGCCGGCCGCGCCCCCAGUCACUGAGCCGUCCCAGAGCACCCUGGCUGCCCCCCAGUUUCCCACCCCGUUGGUCACCCCCAUGAUGGCACUUGUGCUGCCCAACUACGUCUUCCCCCAGAUGCACGGCCCCAUGCCCCCACAGCCUUACUUCACCACACCUCCUGUGUUCCCCUUCGCCCCUCAGCCGGGGAGCAUGCCCACUGUCAUCCCUGAGACGGGCACGCAGGCCCCGUCAUGCUCCUCCACCCCGCACUCGCUGAGUCAGCCCGAGCGGGCCGAGUCGCCUGUCUUUGAGUCACGCUGCAGCUCCCCACUGCAGCUCAACUUGCUGCAGAUGGAGGAGAUGCCCAAGCUCUGUGACCGUCAGGAGGCCGUUGGUGGAAACCAAACAGGGCCAACUGGGGCUACCACCAACUGGGCCGUGGUGACGGGCGGGCAGAGCCUGGCAAAGGAACUCAGCACUCAGAAAGAAGCAUGCAUGGCAGAAGCGCACGACUCCUCCAACAAUGAUGCACUCUCCAGCUCCAGCGACCUCCUGGACCUGAUCCUGCAGGAGGACUCCCGCUCCGGCACAGGGUCGGCUGCCUCCGGGAGUGGCUCGGCCUCCGGCUCCAUGGGAUCCGGCUCCAACAGAGGCAGCACCUCUGCCAGCGGCACCACGAGCAGCAAGAGCAGUGGCACCAGCAAGUACUUUGGAAGCAUUGACUCCUCCGAGAACGACCUGCGGGGUAAGAAGCGGGCAGAGGUGGAAAACAACGAGCACUUCAUCAAGUACGUCCUGCAGGACCCCAUCUGGCUGCUGAUGGCCAACACCGACGACAAGGUCAUGAUGACCUACCAGCUCCCAGCCAGGGACCUGGAAACUGUGCUGAAGGGGGACCGGGAAAAGUUGAAACAGAUGCAGAAGCGGCAGCCGCGAUUCACUGAGGAGCAGAAGAAGGAGCUGGCCGAAGUUCACUCCUGGGUCCAGAAGGGGAACUUGCCCAAAGCUAUCAACAUCACGGCUUGCAUGGACUGUGGGAGCAACCCUUCCUCCAAAGUGGCCCCCCUCUACGACGUCGAGAUUCAAGACAUGGACUUGAACGGCAUGUUGGAGCCCAUGGAGGAGGGCAGCAGCAGCAUGGGACAGGUGUGCCCGCCCUCCUUGCCCCCCGAAAUGGCCAUGGACGAAGAGGAGGCUGGGGCGGAGAGAGGACAGCAGCAGCAGCAGCCGCAACAGCCGCCACCAACUCCAGCUGUGGAAGUAGUGCAGGACUCAGGCUAAGCUGCCAAGCCGCAGACUCCUCCCCCCCCCAAAAAAAAUCGGGAGUCGCUCCUACUUGCCCUGAGCAGGGUGCUGCUGGGCAGCAGGGCUCAGAGGCAGGUGCUGGCUGCAGGUCCUUGCGGGAUCUGCUGCUGCAGCCCCACCUCCCUGGCAACAGGGAGAGAAGCUCACAUUGUGAGCGUUUUCAGGACCGUGGGGUGGCUGCAUGGCCCACAGGAGAAGACGUUGCAGGACUGUGAGCCUAGGCACCAGCUGCUUUAGGUGUGGAAGCGCGGCCUGGCCUGGCCUGCUUCCAGGGACAUGAGAUGUCCCUCUGGACCUUUAUCCGCCGGACCAGCUGCCCCCAAUCCUUGCUGCCUUACUACGGAUUUGGACACAGACAGAGACAGCCCAUGACAUUGGGCGUGGGAGGGUCUGGGUUUUUAUGUAUUUAUUUUUGCAGAAUUGUCUGUUGAUGUUGUUAAGUGUUUCUUUUUUUUUUUACUGAUCUGCUGCUGUGCUCUUGAAGGGGCCUUCGUGCAGUACCGAUGAUAAUAAUAAUAAUAAAAAACCCAAGAAAAGGAAAGAGGUUGGUGGCCUGCGGAGAAUUAUCGUUGAUGCACGCCCUGUGCCUGGUCCCCUCACAUUCAGUUGCCUCCUUGUUGGGAUCUGGCCAGAAAGGGGAGGUUUCUUCUGAAUAUCCUUCAAGAGCUCCCCUAAGCGGGAGCCCAGGGUGAAAGCAAGAGAAAGGGCCCUAAAAUGUCACCACCAUCUUCCCAAUGCCGCUGCUGAACUGCCAACGCUCCUCUCCUGCUGGUGCCUCUUUGCCAAGGUCAGCUCCUUUAUCCUCACAGUGCAGUUUUGUCAGCUGGAAGAAAUAAAUUGGCCAAAGAGAGUUGCGCUACACAUACACCCCACCCCCUCGGAUCUCCUGAUCUUUGGCAGCCUUGCCACCCAGCGGACUGUGAGCAAGUGAGGGGGACAUGUUAUUUCAGCUACAUAAAAACCCCAAAGAGCACACCCCUUCUUUCCUGUGUGUCCAAAGAGACCCUGGAUCUACCUGUGCAGAGAGUCCUUGUCCUGCCUCCCCUUCCUUCUCCACAUCCUAUUUAUUGAACUAUUUAUAUAUCCUGCUCCUGUUUCCAGAGUGUAAAACACGGAAUGCCCGGGGAUUUUCUGUGGACUUUCCCAUGGGCAGGUGAGGAAAUUGAACUAGCAAAUUGGACUGAACUAGCAAGCCAUUUUGGGUUGUGCCUCUGGAUACUCAAAAGGUGGGAAACCGGCCUGUUUUUUUGGGGUUAUUUGGAGCGCAGGGACGACAACACUUGAUUCUCCCCUCCCUCCCAUGAGGCUCCAACAGGGGACAGUGUGAUCACUGCUCUUCAUAACUUUGAGCCCACCCCCUUUAUUUUCUUGCUUUCAGUUCCUAAUGUGCUUCAGCUGUCCUGUGUCAUGCUGGCCGUGUUGCGUUUCAGAGGCAGGGCGAGAGCCCUUAACACAGCAGAGAAGUCCCACCUUUGGCACACGAUUCCAUGCUGCUGCUCUUUGCCUGCAUCACUUGUCUGAAGCAACAAAAAAAAAAUACGGAGCAAUUUUCAGUUUCCUUGUCUGCCUUUUUUAACCAGCUGACGAAUUGAAUGAAUUGCGCAUAUGGCAAAGCCUUGCUAAGGUUUUCAGGUUUCCAAAGAGAGGAAGGGUCUCUCCCCCAAACUUAGUGCUUGGUGACAAAAACAUCCUGCCCUUUUUAUUAAUUGGAGGGCAGCAAGCUGUUGUCGUUUAGUCGUGUCCGACUCUUUGUGACCCCAUGGACCAUAGCACGCCAGGCACUCCUGUCUUGCAUGUCAAAAAUUUGGGGGCAUCUUAUACAUGGAUACAUCGCCCCCCCAUUUUAUUAGACUGGAGUCCCCAAAAAUAUACAUUGGGGCGUCUUAUAGAUGGAAAAAUAUGGUAAUUGGAUUCUUGUUAGGGUAGCCAGAGUGACACUUAAGUUGCAAUCCUCUAUUUACAUAUCUAGGAUUUAAUCCUACUGAGCUCAUUGGGGUUUAUUUCUCAGCAGACGUGUGCUGUAAACUAAGCUAUUCUACCAGCAAGUAUUCCACACCAGCAGUCCUUUCAGAAAUCAUUUAAAAAGACAAUAAUUCACUUUCCCACCUCGAUCUUAAUGAAUGUUACUGUGUUUUGGGAUCACUCAGGGUGGAACUGGAAAAGUGAUUAUCUUUGCCCCAAGGGGACCAACGAUAACACUCAAACUUUGUUGGCUUUGAAGAGCAAACCACAUAACCCUUUCCUGCUAUUUGCCCAACAAGCGUUGGCUUUGCAGCUUCUGGGCUGUGUGAAUCCUUAGAGGUGACCUGUGUGCUGGAUUCCCAGACACGGGGGUAACCGUUAGAGUCACCUGUGACCCCGAGUCGUAAAAUCCUCCUGAUUCUGAGCAUCUUUGGACACCCGAAAGCAAUUUGUAUGGUUUGUGAUUUUGCAGUAGGCAAGGACAGCCUUUUACUGCAAGAGAAAAUUGCAUUUCUGGAGAGCCAGUGCCUGUAAAUGCAACACACAUAACUAAAAGUGGCUAUUGUAGAAAACUAGCAUUUUCUGGUGGAGCAGCAACAGAGCUCCCUAGCCCAGGUCCUCUGGUGUUGCUGAGCUUUCAGAGGUUAGCAGAAAGUGUCCUUUUGCUUUCCCCAAAAUGUGUUUGUUCAGUGUGAAUAACUUGGUAAGACCAGGCAGAUAAUACCAGUUAGUGCCUUGCAAAGGACUGGGGGUGGGCCUGAGACAUUGACCGAAUUGUCCUUUGGACAUUUCAUCCCUUGAGAUGUGAAUUUGUCCCUUUAAAACUCUUCAAAAUACAGAACUGGUUGGAAGUGCAUGGAUUUUGUUGUUUAGUCGUUAAGUCAUGUCCGACUCUUCGUGACCCCAUGGACCAGAGCACGCCAGGCACUCCUGUCUUGCACUGCCUCCCGCAGUUUGGUCAGACUCAUGUUUGUAGCUUCGAGAACACUCUCCAACCAUCUCAUCCUCUGUCGUCCCCUUCUCCUAGUGCCCUCGAUCUUUUCCAACAUCAGGGUCUUUUCCAGGGAGUCUUCUCUUUUCAUGAGGUGGCCAAAGUAUUGGAGCCUCAGCUUCAGGAUCUGUCCUUCCAGUGAGCACUCAGGGCUGAUUUCCUUCAGAAUGGAUAGGUUUGAUCUUCUUGCAGUCCAUGGGACUCUCAAGAGUCUCCUCCAGCACCAUAAUUCAAAAGCAUCCAUUCUUUGGCGAUCAGCCUUCUUUGUGGUCCAGCUCUCACUUCCAUACAUCACUACUGGGAAAACCCUAGCUUUUAACUAUACGGACCUUUGUCGGCAAGGUGACAUAAUCAACGGAUUAUGGAAGUAUUUUAAUCACAUCGCUUGUUCGAGGUUGCAGACAUUUACUUGAACAACGAACACUUACUCACCACUUCUAUCUGAUUUUCCCUUCUGCAAAUCUCUCUGACCAAGUCAAAAGCAACUUUCCUUGCUUAGAAUUAACUAUUCCCCCACCCCCCACCCCGACUCUGCCAGAGAGAAGAAACCUCUUUUGAUGAGUGUGUUUCUUUGUUGCAUGGCCAAUGGACAACCCUCCUAAAUCUGGGGACUCAUAAGCUUUAAUAUUUACCCCCUUUUGUGGGGAGGGGGUAUAUUGGAGCAUGCUGCUAAGAGAGAGUUGUUUUUAAAGCUUUCUCUGUUUUGGAAUGGGACCUCAUUAAUAUUUCCUACUCUCUGGAGAACCUGGAGAAUUCUACCCCAGGGAGAUUCUGGCUCAGCACUUUCAACACUAUGAACUGUACAUUAUCAAGGGGAGGGGCAUUUUGCACAGAGCUCUACUGUUGGUUUGUGGUGCAAUAUCUGUGAAUCUUGAGUCUGUACCAAAAUAAAGGCACUUUUGUUUUUUC